This is a messenger RNA of Vicia faba (fava bean), 711 nucleotides long. Lineage: Eukaryota; Viridiplantae; Streptophyta; Magnoliopsida; Fabales; Fabaceae. The record is from the annotation of a GenBank genome assembly.
AUGUCUUAUCUCCUCCGAUCAACCAAAUCUAAGCUCUUAUCUUCCUCUUCUUCUCUCUCUAGAGCCUUCUCCUCCAUCCCCCGCUCCAACAACCAGAUCGGUUCCAUCACUCCCGCCGCCACCGAACUCUUCCACCGCAACUCCGCCACUCUCCCCAUCGCCGAAGAAAACCCUACCAAGAGAUACACGGUUGGUGGUGAUUCUAAUGUCAUCAAUUCUUUGAGAUACCAGGCUCUUGGACUGGACCCUAAUGUACUGGCUGGAGCUAGAUAUGGCGCUAAAGCUUGUACUGCCAAGAGUCCAAUGCUAUUGGGAGUCAAUGCUAUGAUGGCAAGAAACUUUGAGAGAAGUGUGGCUGCUGACACGUUGGGACUUGCUGGCCAGAGACGUUUUAUGAGUGACAUCCCAAGUACAACCAGUGAAAUUAAGCCGCCUUCCGGUUUUCGCCCGUUAUCUCCUCAUCUUCCUGUUUAUCAGCCCCAGCUUUCUUCAACGCUUUCAAUUUGCAAUAGAAUUGCCGGAGCUUUCCUAGCAGCUGUCACCUUGCUUUUUUAUAUGAUAUACAUGAAAUUGGGUUUGGUCACUCUCACCUAUGAUUCAUUCUACCAGUUUGUAUUCUAUUCAUCAAAACUUCACCUACUCGCAGUUGAGAUUUCUGCCUUAGCCAUGUCCUAUCAUCUGUAUAGUGCAAUUCGUCACUUAUUCAUAUGA